UCACUCAUUCUCUGAGCAGCGUGCGAGCGCAUCGACAAAGCAGCCUAGCUAGCAGAAACCUGCAAAAAAAAAAUACAUAUAUAAAAAAAAAAAAAUAUAUCGAAAAAGCAGAAUAAAAACAGACGCCUGCACGUAUCCUUCAAGGAAAAUACCUUUUAAAAGCAAGAAACAUCACUCACCUAACGGUUGCAAUGCUUGAAACCAGGGAUCUCAUCUGGGUAUUGCUUCUCAUUGGCACUGCAGCCUCUCUGCAAGUGGACAUCGUUCCAGCUCAGGGGGAGAUCAGUGUGGGAGAGUCCAAAUUCUUUCUGUGCACAGUCACGGGAGAAGCAGAUCUAAUCACCUGGUUCUCUCCGAGCGGGGAUAAGAUUGAGACGGGCCAGCGCAUCUCCGUGGUGCGCAAUGACGAACAGUCGUCCACGCUGACCGUCUACAGCGCGGACAUCGAUGAUGCGGGCACCUACAAGUGCGUGGCCACCUUCGACGGCAACGAGUCUCAGGCCACCGUAAACAUGAAGAUCUUUCAAAAACUGACCUUCAGAAACGCGCCGUCCCCGCAGGAGUAUAACGAGGGAGAUGAUGCUGUAAUAAUCUGCGAUGUUACCAGCUCGCCCCCUCCAAAUGUUAUCUGGAAGCACCGAUCCAGAGAAAUCUUCCAUAAAAAGGAUGUUCGUUUCAGCAUCCUCUCCAACAACUACCUGCAGAUCCGCGGGAUCAAGAAGACUGACGAGGGCACUUACAGGUGCGAGGGCAGGAUCCUGGCUCGCGGAGAGAUCAGCUUCAAGGACAUCCAGAUCAUUGUUAACGUCCCCCCGACCAUCCGAGCCAGACAUACCGAACUGAACGCUACUUCUGAUAUCGGCCAGUCUGCGACUCUGAUCUGCGAUGCAGACGGAUUCCCAGAACCAGCUGUGUCUUGGGCCAGGGUGAAGAAUGUUCUUGAAGAAUCUGACAAGUACAGCUUUACCGAAGACGGCUCCCAGAUGACAAUCCUGAAUGUUAAGAAGGAGGAUCAGGGAGAGUACACCUGCAUAGCAAAGAACAAAGCCGGGGAGACGGAGCAGGAGAUCAGCCUGAACGUCUUCGUGAAACCGAAAAUCACCUAUGUGGAAAACAAGACUGCUCUGGAGCUUGAGGAGCAGAUCACACUGACCUGCGAAGCCAUCGGGGACCCCACCCCCUCUAUCGUGUGGAGUUCCGCCAGCAGAAUCUUCACAGAAGGAGAGCAGUAUACCUCAAACAGGAUUUAUCAGGCUUCAUGGACUCGACCCGAGAAAUACGAGAGUCUGGAUGGUAACGUGGUCGUGCGCAGUGAUGGCAGAGUCUCCUCCCUGACGCUGAAGGAUAUCCAGUACACCGACGCUGGCCAGUACGUCUGCACUGCCCGGAGCUCCAUUGGACAAGACUCGCAGUCUAUGUUCCUUGAAGUGCACUAUGCUCCCAAGCUGCAGGGCUCCGUCACUGUCUACACCUGGGAGGGGAACCCUGCCAACAUCACCUGUGAGGUCUUUGCCCAUCCUGGGGCCUCCGUUGUCUGGUUCCGGGACGGACAGCAGCUGCCAAACGCCAACACCACCAACGUCAAGAUUUACCCCACCCCCAGCGCCAGCUUCCUCGAGAUCACGCCAGAUUCUCAGAGCGACUUUGGCAACUACAACUGCACAGCUACGAACCGCAUCGGCCAGGAAUCCAAGGAGUUUAUUCUGAUUCAAGCAGAGGUCCCGUCUAGCCCAUUGAUCAAUGAGGUGAGUCCCUACUCCAGCACAGCCAGAGUUGAAUUUGAGGAGCCUGAUUCCAGUGGGGGCGUGCCCGUCCUCAAGUACAAAGCAGAGUGGAGAGUCGUGGGGGCCAGCGAGUGGAUGAGGAAGGAAUUUGACGCCAGAGAUGUGUAUGCAGAGAACCUGAUCACCAUCACCGGUCUGAGACCCGACAGCAGAUAUGAGCUGAGAAUGUCUGCAAUCAAUGGCAAGGGACAGGGAGAAAGCAGCGAAUCCACCAUCUUCAAGACUGAGCCAGUCCACCUCCCUUACUCACUGACCACAGCGUCCUCUGCUCCGAGUCGCACAGAGAAAGGGGAACCCAGUCCUCCUAAACUGGAAGGGAAGGCGUACGAGUCUGGAAACACUCUGAAAGUGAACUGGAUCAAGCAGGAUGAUGGUGGCUCUCCCAUCAGACAUUACCUGGUCCGGUACAGAGCUAAACAAAUGGAUGACUGGAAACCAGAGAUCAGGCUGCCAGCCGACAGCGAGUAUGCCAUUCUCGGGGGCCUGGAGUGGAACACGGAGUAUGAGGUUUACGUUGUGGCAGAGAACCAGCAAGGGAAAUCAAAACCAAGCACCUUAUUUUUCAGGACCGUUCCAGAACCCACCUCCAUACCAGACGAAACGGCUUCCGGCUCUGGCCUGAGCACGGGUGCCAUCGUGGGGAUCCUCAUCGUCGUCUUCAUCAUCCUGCUGGUGGUGGUGGACGUCACCUGCUACUUCCUCAACAAGUGCGGCCUCAUCAUGUGCAUGGCUGUCAACUUCUGUGGCAAGCCCGGCCCGGGAGCCAAGGGCAAGGACAUGGAGGAGGGGAAAGCUGCUUUCUCCAAAGACGAAUCUAAGGAGCCCAUUGUGGAGGUGCGGACCGAGGAUGAACACACACCGAAUCACGAUGGGGGAAACCUGACAGAACCCAACGAGACCACCCCGCUGACUGAGCCAGAGCACCCUGCCGACACCACAGCUACUGUUGAGGACAUGCUCCCUUCUGUGGCCACUAACUCCGACACCAUCACCGAAACCUUUGCCACUGCCCAGAACAGCCCUUCCAGUGAGACUACCACUCUCACCUCCAGUACAACCGCCCCUGCCCCUGCCCCCGUCCAGCAGGCUAGCACACCCAAAGCAGGAGUCCACUCUCCAACCUCUCCCGCAGCUGCUUCCACUGAAGCUGCAUCCAAGGUUGCCCCACUGGUCGACCUCAGUGAUGCCCCAGCUGCCAACAGCCCAGCAGCUCCUAGUCCAAAUCCCAUCAAUGCUCCUAAAGCCCCAAGCGCCACCAAGACUCAAGCCCCCGCGGCCCCUCCAGCGGCUGUCUCCACCCCCACCCCCACCGCCGAGCCCCCGAAACCCAAAACCGAUGCCGUCAAGAGCCCCGAGAAUGAAGCGCCACAGCCCAACGGGGUGAAGAGCCCAGCCGAGGCAGCCAAGAACCCCACCAGCCCGAAAACGCCCUCCGCCCCCGACAGCAACGCGAAGCCGUCCCAGAACGAAGACAUCCGAGUGGACCUUGACCUCGCAAAGGAUGUUUUCGCUGUCUGGGGAAGUGACCCUCCUCCUGCUGCCAAUCAGGCUGCUGUGCUGGCCCCGGCCGCUGCAGACUCCACUAAGCCAUCCACUCCAGCCAAGGACGAGAAGGUUCCAGUAGAGGAAAAAACUAAACCAGAGGAGGCAGAGAUCAAGCAGCCUGUGGCCGAAGUGAAAACAGUCCCCAACGAAGCCAGCCAAACAAACUCCAACGAAAGCAAAGCGUGAUCCAGCAUCGGGAGAGAAAACUUUACAAACGAAGACACGUAGAAUUACACACGAGCAUAAACACCACUCAUAACAAUAAUGAUCAAAAAAAGGGUUUCUUUCUGCAGUGUCUUUUUAUCAUUUCUCAAAAAAAAAAAAAACGCGUUCUCCUGUUUGUAGAUUUGUAGAAGGGAAAUACAGUCGUGUGCACUUGCAAUUGUGUGUGUUUAUAUGUUUUAAAUGCAUUCUCAAAAAGCAAAGAAAAAAAAUAAGUGAAACUCUUCAGCUGGCGUGCUGAUUGCAAGUCAGGCUGCAGACUUUUCUUUUUGUUUGUUUCGUUUGUUUGUUUGAAACAGUGCUUGUUAUGAGAGGCACUGCAUUGCUAGGAUUGCAAGGGAUACUGGAGAUCUGUCCCACUGUCAGUUUGAUUGAGUAACCCAUGGGAACACAGCUUUAGAAAGAGGAACUUUGCAUAUACCAGUCCUAUACCUGGGCUUUCAUCCACAUGCGCACUGUUUGCUUGCUCUUAGUAAAAUGAAGGUUUGAAUGAAAAUUUGGCUUUGGAUAUAUAUAUAUAUAUAUAUAUAUAUAUAUAUAUAUA
Molecule: messenger RNA, 4095 nt
Organism: Polyodon spathula (Mississippi paddlefish)
Lineage: Eukaryota; Metazoa; Chordata; Actinopteri; Acipenseriformes; Polyodontidae
Product: neural cell adhesion molecule 1-like
Exons: 24
Coding region: 192-3515 (1107 amino acids)
Biological process (GO): cell adhesion
Cellular component (GO): membrane; neuron projection
Molecular function (GO): protein binding
Source: RefSeq, a predicted model, not a curated record